GUUCAUGAAAUGCAAAAUGAGCUCCCAAACCAUAGUCAAAAUAAGUUCUCAUUGUCAAAAUUUAUUGUCAUUUCGGGAAGCAGGUAAAGGAGUUAGUCAAACUCUUCUUCGCCCUUCGGUUCAUCGGUUGUCCUCACCACCGUCUCUCUGUUCAUCCACGUUCGCAUCUGCUAUUCAGCUGGCAUCUCCAUCUUCAUCUCCCCAGUCAGGCAAUCAUACACAGUACAUAUAUGAUACGGAGUAUAUACAUAUUCACUCACACGCUGAGACAUAUGCUUUUGGAGAGGUUGAAUGUGUCAAUGUGGAGAAAGAGGAUGUGCUAGAAUUUGAGGAUUUAGGGUUUUCAAUUGAGGGAUGCCGCUGAGCCGGUACAAGAUACGUAAUGAGUUCAGCUUGGCUGAUCCCGAGCUGUACAGGUCCGCCGAUAAAGAUGACCCCGAGUUUCUCCUUGAAGGCGUCGCCAUGGCUGGACUUGUCGGGGUCUUGCGCCAGCUCGGUGACCUUGCUGAGUUUGCUGCCGAAAUAUUCCAUGAUUUGCAUGAAGAGGUUCUGGCAACUGCUGCAAGAGGCCAUAAUCUGUCAAUCCGGGUGCAGCAGCUUGAGGCUGAUUUCCCGUCAAUUGAGAAGGCACUUCUUUCACAGACCAACCACUCUUUAUUCUUCUAUAGUCCUGGCACAGAUUGGCACCCUAAUAUCCAUAUGGAGCAAAAUUUGGUUACUCAGGGUGAUUUGCCAAGAUUUGUGAUGGAUUCUUAUGAAGAGUGCAGGGGUCCACCUCGCUUAUUUCUUCUAGACAAGUUCGAUAUAGCUGGUGCAGGAGCAUGUCUAAAACGCUAUACUGAUCCUUCUUUCUUUAAGGAGGGAGCUUCAUCCUUUGAAAUGACACAUUCAGAUUUUCAUAGGGAAAAGAGAACUCGCAAGGCUAAGCAGAAGAAAGGACCACGCGGAAGGAAUGGUGAAGCCCCUGAGGCAUUACCCACUUCACAUGCCAAGCAGAAGCUGCAUCAGUUAUUCAUGGAGGAGGAGCGUUUUGAAAAUGGGAAUAAUAACUCUGUACGCCGUGUGAAAUUAAAAAGAAGGCUUAAUGGAUUUCCUUUUGACUCAAAAACUGGGAAAAGCUACAUGGAGAAGUUUUCAAGUACUCCUUCUCCAGAGCAUAAAGUUGUUGAUGAAGCCUCUUUAGAUUCAUUACACUUGAAGCUGGCAUCAAGUAGUGCGUAUCAAACUAAACUUGAUUAUAUUGGAACCAGAAAGGCAAGUGGCGAUGAAGAGGCCACACACUCACAUAUAACCCCAUCACAAUCUCCAUCUCCACCACUAAGUGAAGAUAAUGAUGCACUAAAACAACUAAACAAUGCUUCGUAUGAGGCGGUAACUGAUGAUGGAGUUCUAGCUACUUCUACCUUAAGAAGCCAUACUUUUGAACAAGGUGACAACUUGUCAACUUUUCGUAAACUGGCCACUCGAAAUGAAAUGUAUACCGAUAGAGGAGAGCGCACAAAUUGUUACCACUCUGAUGAUGCUGGCAGUGAGAUAGAGAAUUAUGUAGAUGCCCUUGCUAGCAUGGAUUCAGAUUUGGAUACAGGCUUCGAGUUGAGAGCCAGAGCUCAUUCACGUGCUUUGGAUAGUGAAAAGCAUCUGACUACUCAUCAUGAUCAGAUUCGAACUCGAUCUUCUGAUUCUCAAUCAAUGGGCAAGUCCACUUUGUCGGAUGAUGCAAAUAGUGUUUUGAAAGUAGAAGAAUCUAGCUUUUCUUCUGGUUCAUCUAGAACUUCUCAUAUAACUAUUGCACCUUCGGAAUCUCAUGCUGGUAACAUGACUGAUAUCCGUGAGAUUCACAUGUGCUAUUCUCCGGUUGACCUGCGAUCUGAAGGUGAGCGAGUUGCAUCUCCCCAGCUUUCAGAACAUGCUUUUUAUGAUACAUCCACUGACCUGGUACCAUUGAGCACUUCACGUCUUCUAGAUUGCUCUGUGAAUCCAGGAAUAGCCAAGGGUGGAAAUGUCAUGAGAGAAGAUGCCUUGGUGAAACAAACUACUAGUGAAAAUUUAUCCCAUCUUGAUGAAGAUCAAUAUGAUUCCAUUGGUGUUGCAGAAACUGGAGCUACUCCACAUAGGACUGCUUCAGCUUCCAUAGAUUUUGACAGUUCAGGGCAGACAGUUGAUGAUUUGCCACCUAUAGCGUCUGGUGAAAAGCGGUUGCUAAGUGAGAUACAUACUGCAGAUCUUAAUGAGAAAUAUAACAUUGCUUGUUCAGCAAAUCAUUCUGAUGUUCCUUACGACAGUGGCGAUGAUUUUCCCGCUCAUUCACCUGUUAAUGUUCACAAUGGAGACUCAAGUAACAAUUUUUACAGUACAUCUAACCCGUUUACUCCUCAAAAGAGAGGCGAACUAUGGUCCACUGAAAAUAAAUAUUUGGAUAUGCUAGUUGGGGAGUUGCUAGGUUCAGAUGAGGAUACAAACUGUUUAAAUAAUCUCUCUCAUCGCUCUACUACAAACAAAGAUGGUUAUUUUCCUUCUUCAUCUGCCAUUAACUACUCAACUAAUGAAGUAAAUGGGGAUUGGAAUAUCGCCCAUGGUGCUUCAGUUCAUCUACCAAAUAUAAUGGAGGCUUCUUUAGAAGAGGAACAUGUCACACAUGAUUUUCAUAUUGCAUCCAAGGACGAAACUGCUAAAGAUAAUUGCUCAGGAAUUGGUGGUCACCUUUGUUCACCAAACUUGCCCAUGGUACAAACAGGAAAAGAGCCUCUUGAUUCAGCUUCAAAAAUUGAUACCACCAGUGUAAAGCUGGGCGAGACGUUGGUGUCUGAGGAAAAAAAUGCUGAAGGUACUUGCAGUACACUUGUAGAUGGUAACAUCAGUCCAGUUAAUAUUACCCCUGGUCCAAAUUUGACUGUUAGGAAGACCUCUUUACUAUCACCUGAUUCAACAAGUGGAGAGAACCCAGGUGCAUUAAAUGAAGUUGCCCAUACAAUAUCUUCUCUUAAUUCACAUGAGAUUGAUGUCUAUCAUCACUUUCAGCCUGAUGCACUCAUGUUGGAUCAUAAUAAGACCAGGCCUAUUCAGCAGCAAGAAAGUCCAAUUCAUUGUCCAUUGCCAAGGUUUUCAGCACAGGACAACCAUGAAGGUUCUUUGCAUCUGCCAGGCUAUGACAGUGUAAAAGGAAAUGUGCUGUUAACAUGUAAUCAAAUUGAAGAGCCCUUUGACUCUUCUUCCAAAAGUAUGAUCGAAAGCAUUCCAUCUCAACCUUCAGAGUUAAGUAUAUUUCCACAUGACAACCAUAAUAUUAAUCUCUUUGAACAGCAUACAAAUCCCUCAACUUGUAUACCACCUGGUGUUGGACUGCAACUUGGGGCUGAUCAAACCAAUCUUGAGCAAAUGCCUCCACUGCCUCCUCUACCUCCUGUUCAGUGGAGGAUGGGAAAGUCUCCGCGUGCUUCCCCUCGAGAGAGAGAGUUGACGCAAACCGAAACAGGUUUCUUUUCUAGCUUGCCAUCCAAGUUUGAUCAGGCAAUUGAACCUUUGGAAAAAUCACCAUUGUCAGCCAUAACAGAUGAAGCCCCACCCUUUGUUUAUCAAUAUGGUGCAGUGAGUCACGGUUCAUUCCCUUCGCCCAUGUCAAAUGAAGAGUUUGAUGAUAAUGGCAAAUACAAAAUUAAAUUCCCAACCAGAAUGCCGCCUGUAAACUCAUUCUCACAAGAUAUUCCUGUUGAUAAAGCUCGCACACUUUCCUUUGCGACGUCAUCUGAAGAACUUCUCCAGCCUGCUGAAGAGGUAAUAAAAGAUGCACAUUUGAAUGGGAAGGAGCUUGAAGAAGACAUGAAAAGUUCAGGAGAAGAGUUGGAAACAUAUCAUAGAUUGGGACCAUUGGUUAGUCCACAGGAUUCAGCUUCUGUAGGUUCUUCUCGAAAAUCGGACAAUGAUGGCUCUACAAGUUUGGAGGAGAGUACUGCCACAGACAAAGAAUCUAUGCAAGUAGUCCCUGAUCAUCCAGAGGUGGCCCAACCAGAGUUUCACUCAUCAACUGAGACAGGCUUGGAUGUACUGAAGCUUGACAAAGCAUCUGAAACUUUGGAGGAGAAUGUGUACAGACAUGAAACUGUAAUAUUGGAAAAUGAAUCAACUAAAGCUGAACAACAAGUAACACCUGAGAUAAACUUGAAGGAAUCAGAGUGUGAAAUUGGUUCAGUAAGGUUGGAGGAGAAACCGGUCAGAAACGCUACAUUACGCUCAGCGCUGGAGGCAAACUUCCGUAACCCGCUGUACAGGAAACCUAAUUUAGAAGGGGAUAUUAUAUGGCCAGCUGUAGAAGAUGUAGCGGUUAAUGAGAGCAAGAAAGUGAAGCUUCCUCGAACCCGAAGUCCUCUAAUUGACGCUGUAGCUGCACAUGACAAAAGCAAAAUGAAGAAAGUGGUUGAUAGAGAUAAGUCCCCAGUACAAAAGGCAGGGGAAAGAGAUACUCUUUUAGAAGAGAUAAGGAGCAAGUCGUUCAGUCUGAAGCCAACAGUGAUAACAAGGCCCACUGUUCAGUUUCCUCAAACCAAUCUGAAAGUUGCUGCCAUUUUAGAGAGAGCAAAAACGAUUCGCCAGGCUUUUGCUGGAAGUGAUGAAGAUGAUGAGGAGGAGGAUUCUUGGGAUUAAAUAAUUCAAGAAAACUCUCUGAAUUUAAGCCUCUCAAGUUUCAACCCACACAUUCAAAGAUUCUUAAAGUUUCUUACCACGUUUUGGUAGCAGCCAUGGCUCCCUUUUCCAACUUCGCCCCUGUAAUAUACAUACCCCUAUAUAGCAUGUAAUCAGUUAGGGUUCCGAUAUUCUUCAAUAUCCCUGGAGUUAAUUGGGGAAAUAUAUAUAUAUAUAUAUAUAUAUAUAAUAUACUUGAUGUUAUGACGUAUGAGGUCAGCAUGCAAGCACGAUGUUAUUCAUUACUUUGUAAAUUUUUAAGCAGUCAUUUAUUGCAACAGUUUUGUGGUUUACAGAUCCACACACAUUUGUAUAAAAGAGACUCUGGAAUUAAUGAAACACCAAGGAAUG
Messenger RNA from Cuscuta epithymum, 5028 nucleotides. The record is from the annotation of a GenBank genome assembly. Lineage: Eukaryota; Viridiplantae; Streptophyta; Magnoliopsida; Solanales; Convolvulaceae.